AUGUUACAUUAUCAAAAUUUGAAUUUGAUCGUUCAAUUAUCUAAAGAGAUAUCAUUAAUAUCACCGAAUCUUACACUCGAACAUUAUAUUCUCCUUCUUUGGAAGAUAUUGAAUAUAUUAAUAAUUUACAAAGCAUUACAUGAUAUUUUUAAUACCAAACUAAAGAAUAAAUAUUAUUAUUUAAAUAACAAAGAACAAACAUUUUUAUGUAUUAAUUUAGAUACAAAUUAUGAUGAGAAAGAUGGUGAAGGUGAUGAAUCUAUUUCUAGCGAAACCACAAGUUGUGGUUAUGAUACAUCAACUAGUAUAUCUACUUCUACCUUCUCAAAUGAUGAUUAUUCAACUAUUGACUCAUUUGCAGAUCAUGGAUUAGGAGUUAUUUGGACGAAUACGAAAGAACAUGGAGAAUUUGGGACCAUCAUCGUAGAUUAUUAUUUUUUAAAGAAAUUUUUUGAUUUCAAUGAUUGAUUAAACUGCGGUGCGGUUUACAUCUUGUAUCAUGUUAAAUUUUAUAUGACCUAUUUCAUCUUGUUUUGUAUUUCAUAUCAUAUACA
This is a messenger RNA of Rhizophagus irregularis DAOM 181602=DAOM 197198, 554 nucleotides long. RefSeq lists its product as uncharacterized. The record is from RefSeq and is a predicted model, not a curated record. Lineage: Eukaryota; Fungi; Glomeromycota; Glomeromycetes; Glomerales; Glomeraceae.